AUGUCUUAUCUUAGCAAAUGCUUUGUCGACCAAGUUGUGGCUCCCAUCAGGCUCAUAGAAGUGUUACCUCAAAAUCAAUGCGAUGAAGAGCAGUCCACUCGCCAACUAUCUACAGCGCAGGAGAUUGAAGACUUUCUGAAUCGGAGUAAGCUAAUCAAUUAUUCGCAUCGUCACUUGUCUAUAUGCCAAAAGACAUCGUGGAGCUCCUUGCAAAUAACCAGGGGUUUGCUAGAGCUUUUCGUUUCUAAACACGAUAUAAGCGACUCAUUCUGGGAUCUUCCAUCAUGUUUCUACUACCGGAACGACGACGUGGAAAUAAACUCCUGUCUCCCUGUUACUGUAAACAGGAUAGGCUCUUCAACUGAAAUCUAUUAUACGAUUCGUUAUCCCGAGCUGAAGCCUAAUGGUGGAAACUGGGCUAUUCGUCAAAGUGGCUUUUAUUAUCGAUUCGACGCGUCGACUAAUCAGACUAUAUCGGUCUUAUUCAACCCAACGCCAAACUCGGCCGCUCAUCAGAAGAUAGAAGAUUCCUUACUUGGCACAAACUGUGGCUCGAGAAGGUUUCCAACUCCAUGGUUUAUCCACGAAAUACUGUUUUCGGUGUAUUUUCCAGCAUGGAGAGAGUAUCUCGCUUUCUUGGAGAGAAAACUGCUUCCGGAAACAAGUACUACGUUUUCGACUUUCAUAGACGAGCCAUUGCGCGUAGGAUAUGACAACCUUAGUGCUUUGGCAAGCCUUGAUAACCAAUUCCUCCAAGUCGCCACCCUCUUAUCUCAUAGUGAAGAUGUCCUGAAGGAACUUUCUUCCGUAUUCAUCCGGGAAGGCUUAAAGACCAGAAUGCCGGAGGCAAUAGACGCGCUUGAUAAUUAUCGUCGUCGAUCUGUGGCUCAUUGUCGUGUUGCGACCCUUUUGCAGCAGCGAGCACAGACUACUGCACAACUCCUGGCUAAUACUUUAUCGUUCCGAGACCAGAUCCUUGCCAAGCAACAGAACGGCAACAUGCUGCAACUGAAUAAGUCAGCUGUUUUCCUCACCACGUUGACUCUUCUCUACCUCCCAGCUUCCUUCGUGGCCACUUUCUUCGGUAUGAACUUCUUUGAUUUAGACUCUGACUCAAAACGAAUCAUCAGUACUCCUAUGAUAUGGAUAUAUAUAUUAUCCUCUAUCCUGCUAACAAUCAUUACCUUCUUGGUUUACUAUUGGGUGUUGCAUCAUGAUAAUGUUGUUCUCAAGAGAAUGUCGCCGAACGUUCACGUGGGGGACUGGAGAGCAUUGGCGCGGCGUGCUCUGACGAUAAAAGGGGACUCGACGAAGAAUAUUAAAAAGCUGCCUGUGUAA
Daldinia decipiens is the source of this 1338-nucleotide messenger RNA. RefSeq lists its product as uncharacterized. The record is from RefSeq and is a predicted model, not a curated record. Gene Ontology annotation, molecular function: metal ion transmembrane transporter activity. Gene Ontology annotation, cellular component: membrane. The coding region runs from base 1 to 1338 and encodes 445 amino acids. The transcript has 5 exons. Gene Ontology annotation, biological process: transmembrane transport; metal ion transport. NCBI's taxonomy places the organism in Eukaryota, Fungi, Ascomycota, Sordariomycetes, Xylariales, Hypoxylaceae.